UUAAACUUUUAAGAAUGACCUAAAUGUCUUAGUUACCAGGUCAUAAAAUCCCUUAAAAAAAGCUUUUAAGCUCUAAUUUAAGUUAGAUAUCAAUAACAAAAAAUAACUAAAAUUAACAAGAUGGUAUUAACAAGAGAAUACAGAAUAUGCAUGCCUAUGACUGUAGAAGAGUACCGUAUUGGUCAAUUAUACAUGAUAGCAAGACACAGUUUUGAGCAAUCUAGUAAUGGUGAAGGUGUGGAGGUGAUAGCAAAUGAACAGGUGAAUGAUGAAAAAAAUGGUAUGGGACAGUUCACUGAGAAGAGAAUCCAUUUAUCUAGUCAUUUGCCUUAUUGGGUCCAAUCUAUGAUACCAAAAAUAUUUUAUGUUACGGAAAAGGCAUGGAAUUUUUACCCAUACACAAUAACCGAAUACACAUGCUCAUUCAUACCGAAAUUUUCCAUCUCUAUUCAAACAAGGUAUGAAGAUAAUAAUGGGACCACUGAAAAUUGCCUUGGUUUCACCUCUGAAGAGUUAGAACAGCGAGAAGUAGACUUUAUAGACAUUGCAUAUGAUGAUAUCAAAUCACACCAUUAUAAAGAAGCUGAAGACCCUAAGUUUUUCAAAUCAGAGAAAACCGGCCGCGGACCUCUAAUUGAAGGGUGGAGGGACACAUUCAAACCCAUAAUGUGUUGUUACAAAGCUGUUUCUAUUAAGUUUGAAGUAUGGGGCUUUCAAACCAGAGUUGAAGAGUAUGUGCAGGGAGCAAUUCGCGAAAUUUUAUUAUUGGGACAUCGUCAGGCAUUUGCCUGGAUGGAUGACUGGUAUAACAUGAGUAUAGAAGACGUAAGAGAAUAUGAACGCGAAAUGCAAGCCAAGACGAAUAUAAAGUUGAAAACGACUUCUGAGAAUGGUGAAGGGAAAUCUGACGAGAGUGACGAGACGAAAUCGAAUUCUUCGAAACCACAGACUCCGAGAACUCCGAAAUCGCCAAAGAGUCCAAGCAGUACUCCGACAGCAGAGGGACGAAAUUGGUUCAAUUGGUCGUAAAAAUAUUAAACAGAGCCACAGGACCAGUACAAAAGACCUACCCAAAGAAACUAUUUUCAUAUCUUUGGGUAACGAAACGAUCAUUAUAUUUUCAUAAACCUCAUUCAUAAUGUUGAGAGAUUUUUGUUUAAUUUAUUAGAUUCAUCUUACUCUUAAACAUGACAGGCAUUUUUUAAAUCAUCAAUAUUAUCAAAACAACAACAAUCAACAUUGUCACCUGGUGUGUUCAAUCUGUACUCUUAGUACAUUGUAAUAGGACUCAAUACACCAUACCGUUUGACUCAGAUCUAUCAGGGGU
Molecule: messenger RNA, 1327 nt
Organism: Bombyx mandarina (wild silkworm)
Lineage: Eukaryota; Metazoa; Arthropoda; Insecta; Lepidoptera; Bombycidae
Gene: rdgBbeta
Product: cytoplasmic phosphatidylinositol transfer protein 1
Biological process (GO): phospholipid transport
Cellular component (GO): cytoplasm
Molecular function (GO): phosphatidylinositol transfer activity; phosphatidylinositol binding
Source: RefSeq, a predicted model, not a curated record